Messenger RNA from Oncorhynchus keta (chum salmon), 6052 nucleotides. RefSeq names its product gamma-aminobutyric acid (GABA) B receptor, 1a (gene gabbr1a). Gene Ontology annotation, cellular component: G protein-coupled receptor heterodimeric complex; membrane. NCBI's taxonomy places the organism in Eukaryota, Metazoa, Chordata, Actinopteri, Salmoniformes, Salmonidae. Bases 887 to 3883 code for a protein of 998 amino acids. Gene Ontology annotation, molecular function: G protein-coupled GABA receptor activity. The transcript is spliced from 24 exons. Gene Ontology annotation, biological process: gamma-aminobutyric acid signaling pathway; G protein-coupled receptor signaling pathway. The record is from RefSeq and is a predicted model, not a curated record.
GGUUUUGCAGAAAAAAAGCGAGAGUUGGGAGGAGACAGGAAAAGAGAUGAGUUAUCUUUUAUCCCCCUGCUUCAAUUAUUCAACAGGAUAUGAAGGAGUCGGGUACUCUCAGAAUAGAUGUCAGGAGAGGAGGGUGAGGGAGAUGGGUACCAAAGCCUGUGUUAUAAGAACAUCUCUGGUUUUACUAAAGCUGAAAAUAGAGGUCAAUGUUGUAAAAACGACUUAUUCCUGCUUUAUUGACAUAGGAUCUGAAGGCUUUACAAAGGCUUAAUACUGGCUCAAAUUGCACAUUUUGGGAAUCUUCCAUGUUGCUUAUUGCCAAUAAAUACUUACCGAUUAGGAUAACUCCACAACGCUUAUCAUAAAAUUAAAGCUCUUAGAUUUGCCAUGAUCACGAUUUGCUGGCGUGGGCCAAUACCUCAACAUGCAUCUUGGAUAAGGAGAUGUGUGCGUGAGAAAAUUACUUUUACGCACGGUAGGCUUACCUACGUACGUCUCUCCAUCAUGACGUCGUGAAUUAGCUGGAGAUUGUAUUGAGAGAGAAAAAAGGGAGGGAGUGUAAGGAUUCGGUGUUUCGUCGUACAUGGGGAAGCGAUUGUAUAUAGUGCGUGUAUUUAUAUGUACAUUAUUCGUUUCUGACUUUUCACCAUACGAAAUUGAAGUAGAUGGCAAUAGACUGAUUAAUACGGUUGCUUUUGACAUUCAAUGUAUAGCCUAUGCAUGGGGACCGGAUUGUACAUUUGUAGCCAUAAAAACAUAGCCAUACAAUACGUUGCAAAGAAGCACAUUUGACCAAAUAAUUCGACAUUUGGGUGUUCCCAAACGAGUCGCAACCGACGGACAUACGGUCAUCUUGAUUGAGCGCGUUGAAAGUAUUUAUUCAGAAAUGGCACAGCUAUUGUUUCUUAUAAUUCUGUAUGCUCUGCCAUCUCUUGUUGUGGCCAUGCAUAAUUCAACAACUGGAGGCUGUGCCAUCAUCCGUCCUCCCAGAGAUGGAGGCAUCCGCUACAGAGGCCUCACACAAGAACAGAUCCGCAAUGUGCAGAUCCUACCAGUGGACUACGAGAUAGAGUACAUCUGCAGGGGGAACAGGGUCAUAGUGGGCCCUAAGGUCAGGAAGUGCCUUCCCAACGGCACAUGGACCGACAUCACACUGCACAGCAGAUGUUUGCUGCUGUGCCCUCGUGUGUGGACGUCCCUGGAGAAUGGGAGGGUGGCGCUGAAGCCCCCUGGGCCACCGGUGGAGGGCACCGUGCUGCACUACAGCUGCCAUGCUGGCUUCAUGCUGGAGGGCAGGAACAUCACACACUGCACCAAGCUGGGCAAAUGGGACUCACCCAAACCUGUCUGCCUCUAUGACAGAAACUACAAAGGCAAGAAGAAACUCUACAUCGGAGCUCUCUUCCCCAUGAGCGGCGGUUGGCCGGGCGGCCAAGCAUGUCUCCCCUCUGCGCAGAUGGCUUUGGAUCUGGUGAACAACCGGACGGAUAUUCUGCCGGAUUACGAACUGGAGUUGAUAUACUAUGACAGUAUGUGUGACCCGGGUGAGUCCACCAAGUUGCUCUAUGAUCUGCUCUACACAGAGCCCAUCAAGACUGUCCUGAUGCCCGGCUGCAGCUCCGUAUCCACACUGGUAGCAGAGGCUGCUCGCAUGUGGAACCUCAUAGUGUUGUCCUAUGGCUCCAGCUCUCCAGCCUUGUCCAACAGGAACCGUUUCCCCACCUUCUUCCGCACCCACCCCUCGGCCACCCUCCACAACCCCACCAGGGUACGCCUCUUCCAGAAGUGGAAGUGGACAAAGAUCGCUACCAUCCAGCAGACCACAGAGGUCUUCACUUCGACUCUGGAUGAUCUGGAGCAGAGGGUGAAGGAGGCUGGGAUUGAGAUCAGUGUGAGACAGAGCUUCCUCACCGACCCGGCUGUCGCUGUCAAGAACCUCAAGCGUCAGGAUGCCAGAAUAAUCGUGGGGCUCUUCUAUGAGACGGAAGCCAGGAAAGUGUUUUGCGAGGUAUUUAAGGAGAAACUGUAUGGGAAGAAAUAUGUCUGGUUUCUGAUUGGCUGGUAUGCUGAUAACUGGUUCAAGAUCAAAGACCCGUCCAUCAACUGCACCAUCGAGAACAUGACAGAGGCGGUGGAGGGCCACGUUACCACGGAGAUCGUCAUGCUCAACCCCGAGACAGUCCGCGGAGCCUCAAACCUGACCUCUCAGGAGUUCCUGGGGGCGUUGAUGAACCGGCUGGGGGGUAAGAAUCCGGAAGAGACGGGGGGCUUCCAGGAGGCCCCUCUGGCCUACGACGCUGUCUGGGCCCUGGCCCUGGCCCUCAACAAGACUGUGGCCCCUCUGAAGGCCAAAGGUCGCAGGCUGGAAGACUUCAACUAUAACAACCAUGACAUCACAGCAGAGAUCUACCGCGCCCUCAACACCAGCUCAUUUGAAGGCGUGUCUGGUCAUGUGGUGUUUGAUGCCCAGGGUUCCAGGAUGGCGAUGACCCUUAUUGAGCAACUGCAAGGAGGCAGUUACAAGAAGAUUGGAUACUACGACAGCUCUCAGAAGAAUCUCUCCUGGUUCGGCAACGAUGUGUGGAUAGGUGCCGGGCCCCCGGCUGACUCGACAAUAGUCAUUGAGGAGUUUAGGUACCUCUCUCAGAAGCUGUUUGCUGCUGUGUCUGUCUUCGCUGGUCUGGGCAUCCUGCUGGGCAUCGUCUGUCUGACCUUCAACAUCUACAACAGCAACGUGCGGUACAUCCAGAACUCCCAGCCCUACCUGAACAACAUGACGGCAGUGGGUUGUAUGAUGGCCCUGGCUGCUGUGUUUCCCCUGGGGAUCGACGGACACCACAUCCACAGGUCCCAGUUCCCUGUGGUCUGUCAGUUCCGUCUGUGGCUGCUCGGCCUGGGCUUCAGUCUGGCCUAUGGCAGCAUGUUCACCAAGAUUUGGUGGGUACACAAUCUCUUCACAAAGAAGGAGGAGAAGAAGGAGAAGAGGAAGCACCUGGAGCCAUGGAAACUCUAUGCAACAGUUGGAGUGUUACUAGCCAUAGACGUCCUGUCACUCAUGAUUUGGCAGAUUGUGGAUCCAUUACACAUCACAGUAGAGAAGUUCACUAGGGAGGCCCCUAAAGGAGACUUGGAUGUCCUGAUUCAGCCCCUCCUGGAGCACUGCACUUCCGAGAAGAUGAACACAUGGCUCGGUGUAGUGUAUGGCUACAAGGGACUGCUGCUGUUGCUGGGGAUAUUUCUGGCCUACGAGACCAAGUCUGUUUCCACGGAGAAGAUCAAUGACCAUCGAGCCGUGGGGAUGGCUAUUUACAACGUGGCUGUGUUGUGCAUGAUCACGGCUCCCGUCACUAUGAUCCUCACAUCACAGCAGGAUGCUUCCUUUGCCUUUGCCGCUCUGGCCAUAGUGUUCUCUGUCUACAUCACCCUGGUGGUGCUCUUCGUGCCCAAGAUGCGCAGGCUGAUUACGCGUGGUGAGUGGCAGUCAGAGCAGCAGGACACGCUGAAGACCGGCUCGUCCACCAACAACAACGAUGAGGAGAAGUCUCGCCAGCUGGAGAGAGAGAACCGUGAGCUGCAGAAGAUCAUACAGGAGAAAGAGCAGAGGGUAUCGGAACUCCGCAACCAGCUGGUUGAGAGGCAGGCCCUGCGCAACCGACGACGGCCCUCAUCCGGCACCAACCAGAACCACAGCAACCCGUCCCCGCCCUCUUCCCAGCCAGACCCCAAGUCUCUCCUGCCCCCACCCGGUUACCCCAACCCCGCGUCGGACAAUCACUCCUCUUUACCCCCCUCCUUCUCCAACUCCUCCAACCUGUACCAGGCAGACAGCAAGAUUAGUCGCAACCACUGUCACAACAGCCAGAUCCCCCUGCUCUACAAGUGAAGGGGGUGGGGUGCUAGAAGAGCCCAGAGCGCACGGAGGAACGAACACACAUGGAGGCACUGUGACUUUCACUUGUUAUGGAAAAAGAGCUCAAGCUACUGAUAUUGACAGAGUGAGUGGAGGCACAUGACAACAGAGGGCUUUUCCAUUCACUACAGGCUGCUGUGAGGCGAGUCACCUGGGGAAACACCAGUCUAUCUCACUGUGGGAACCUGAAGCACUUGUGACUAGUAAUACGAGUUAUUGAAUAAGAGACAAGCACAGCCCAGAGUAACCCUCAGUCUACUUGUGGAGACAAAAAAUGGACAGAUCUCCCUUUUUCAUUCCUCUUCUUUCCUCCUUCCCUCUGUUUUUUUUCUCGUUCUGUCGCGCAGAUGUAUCUAGGAUCUCCGGGAGGACUUUGUGUACUGUGUGUGUGUUUGCUCCUUUUUGACUCCCGUCUCUGCCUAUUUGUCUUCGGUUUGUUGAAAUAGCGAAGCACAUGGUAAUUGAUUAAUAUUGUUAUUACAUAAUGUAUGAUAUGUUAUGUCAUGGAUUCAAUGUUGUGCCCUAUAUUUAGUUCCCAGUGGAUUCAAUUGACUGGAUUUCAUAUCAAAACGCCAUCGAAACUCAAAGUGUAAAGUCAUCCUAACUGAAGGUGAAUUACCAACAUCAUUGCCAUAUACAGUAGAGGGUUUUGGAAUGGACAAACCCUCCUUUUGGGACAAUAGCAAGAUUUUUGUGGAUGUUUUGCUGUAUACCUAUUCAAGUACAGCUUUGUAUAUUCAAUCACAUGUUGGCUGUUGUAUCCGCUUGAAUAGAUGAAACCCAUUUGAUAAGAAAACGGUGUCAUGUGAUAUGUAACCUAAUCCGUUUUCUAUGUACCAUCCUUUUGAACGUUUUCAAUUGGAAUGAAUGGAUAUGUUCCCGACAUUUAGAAUUUUCUUGGUCAAUAACUGUUUUUCCUUAAAGACAAUCUGAAUAUAAAUGUAAAUGUGAGUGUACAUGCCUGCCACACCGUUGGUCUUAUAUUUGACGUUUCUUCCGAAUUUCCCCUCCCCGAUUUUAGCUUUGUACAACCACGUCUGUGAACGUGACGACGAAGAAUAUAUGUAUGAAUAACGGUUUUGUAAAGGGUUCUGACAUGCGUCUACGACAGUUAAUAUAUACGUGCAAUCCCAUUCCUUAGCAAUUUGUCAAAAUGUAUGAAGCAAUGAUAUAACACAGCUUUGUCGGUAAGUAACGUACGAGACGUUACUUUUCCAAAUAGUGUGAUCUCAUGUUGCACUAUAGUUCCAAACAAAGUUUCAGGUCGCGAUUUUGUUGCCGUUCUAAUGACAUACUGUUGCUCAGGGUAUAGGAAAGUGAGAUACACAACUUCUCCAUAGGAAGUUAUUGGAUGAAAUAGUCCAUAUGUAUUAACUGUACAUGGAGGACAUUGGGUAAUAUUGUAAUAUAUGUAUGCCGAAGAUUAUUUAGAGAAAUAUACUCUUGCACAUGUAUGAAUAUACACUGAGUGUACAACACAUUAGGAACACCUUCCUAAUAUUGAGUUGCAGCCCCUUUCUUUUUACCCUCAGAACAGCCUCAAUUGGCCGGGAAAUGGCCGUACAAGGUGUGGAAAGCGUUCCACAGGGAUGCUGGCCCAUGUUGACUCCAAUGCUUCUCACAGUUGUGUCAAGUUGGCUGGAUGUCCUUUGAGCGGCGGACAAUUCUUUAUUACACACGGGGAAACUGUGGUGAAAAAUCCAGAGCGUUGCAGUUCUUGACACACUCAAACCGGUGCGCCUGGCACCUACUACCAUACCACGUUCAAAGGUUCUUCAGUCUUUUGCCAUGCCCGUUCACCCUCUCUGACUGGCUCACAUACACAGUCCAUGUCUCAGUUGUCUCAAGGCUUAAAAAUCCUUCUUUAACCUUUCUCCCCCCCUUCAUCAACACUGAUUGAAGUGGAUUUAACAGGUGACAUCAAUAAGGGAUCAUAUAUCUGUCACCUGGAUUCACCUGGUCAGUCUAUGUCAUGGAAAGAGCAGGUGUUCCUAAUGUUUUGCACAUGCAGUGUAUAUAACUGGAUUUGAAGAUAUUUGUAUACACUAUAUUUACAAUUUUAAAUGUUGAUACAAUAUCAGAUUAUAUGCAUUCAAAUAUAUGGAUAAUCAUAGUUAAAUAAACCCAUUGUUUUUCACUGAA